This is a messenger RNA of Zea mays, 2451 nucleotides long. RefSeq lists its product as uncharacterized. NCBI's taxonomy places the organism in Eukaryota, Viridiplantae, Streptophyta, Magnoliopsida, Poales, Poaceae. The transcript has 10 exons. The record is from RefSeq and is marked validated. Bases 241 to 1968 code for a protein of 575 amino acids.
CUCGUUCACUUGCCUGGCUGCCUUUGCUUUGUGCUUCCCAUUCCGAGUGCCGCCCGCCACCCGCCACCCGCCACCGCCUCGAGUCUCUCCCGCGGGCGCGAGGUGCACGCUCGAGUCACCACCAGAAGGGCGCGGAGGAGGCCGGCUGACAAGAGGCGGCUCUGUGCGCCAAGAGCCCCGGCGCGGGGACCAGACCAGAGGCGGCGGCGGCGUACGUGCGCGCGUGUGUACGUGGUGCGUAUGGGGUCGAGGCGGCGGAGACACCACCACCACGGCCGGUGGGUUGUGCCCUCCGUGGCGCCGGCGGCGGCGGCUUUCGCAGCGGCGGGGUUGCUCCUCCUCGUCGUCGCGUUCCAUUGCUUCCUGUCGCUGCCGCUAAGCGACGCCAGUGGCGGCUCCCGUGUCUUCCGGCGCCCCAACCCGCCGUUCCUGUUGAACAAGCCAGCGGAUGUGCGCAGAAAUGUAAUCGGUGCCGUGGAUUUCGCUGUUCCAAGCGGUGGGAGCAAGCUCGGGGAGGAGCUCUGGGAGUCGAAGGCGGCGGGCAACUUCUUCGGCUGCAGCAACGCCACCAAACAGUUCGCCGAUGCCGAGGCUGUGACCAAGUCGGACCGUUACUUGAUGAUCGCGACGAGCGGCGGACUGAAUCAGCAGCGAACAGGGAUCAUAGAUGCUGUUGUUGCAGCCCGCAUACUGAAUGCAACACUUGUCAUUCCAAAGCUGGACGAAGAAUCCUUCUGGAAAGAUGCGAGUGACUUUGCGGAGAUAUUUGAUGUCGAUUCAUUCAUAUCCUCGCUUUCGAAUGAUGUAAAGAUCAUACGCCAAGUACCUGACAGGAAUGGCAAACCGCCUUCGCCGUAUAAGAUGCGUAUUCCUAGAAAGUGUACUUCUAAAUGCUACGAGAGCCGAGUGUUGCCUGCUCUUCUAAAGAAGCAUGUUGUUCAGUUAACCAAAUUUGACUACCGAUUGUCAAAUAAGCUAGAGACUGAUCUUCAAAAGCUUAGGUGUAGAGUCAAUUAUCAUGCACUAAGGUUUACAGACCCAAUCCUCCAAAUGGGUGAAACGCUUGUCCAAAGAAUGAGGGGGAAAAGUGGACGUUUCAUUGCUCUUCACCUAAGAUUUGAGCCUGACAUGCUUGCUUUCUCUGGUUGCUACUACGGCGGUGGAGACAUUGAGAGAAGAGAACUUGGUGAGAUUCGUAAGAGGUGGAAGACCCUGCAUGCAAGCAACCCUGACAGAGAACGACGGCACGGAAAGUGCCCUCUAACACCAGAGGAAGUAGGGCUCAUGCUCAGGGCAUUGGGAUUUGGGAAGGACGUGCACCUUUAUGUUGCAUCAGGAGAUGUAUAUGGAGGCGAGGAGACACUGGCACCUCUGAAGGCACUCUUCCCAAACUUUCACUCGAAGGAAACUCUAGCCAACAAGGAGUUAGCUCCUUUUUUACCAUAUUCAUCUCGCAUGGCUGCUCUCGAUUUUAUCGUAUGUGAUAGGAGCGAUGUCUUCGUGACAAACAACAAUGGCAACAUGGCCAGAAUGUUGGCUGGUCGAAGGAGAUAUUUUGGGCACAGGAGGACCAUAAGGCCCAACACUAAGAAACUUUACUCAUUAUUUCUGAAUCGGACCAGCAUGAGUUGGGACACAUUUGCAUCUAAAGUCCAGACCUUUCAAAAGGGAUUCAUGGGGGAGCCCAAUGAGAUUAAACUAGGAAGAGGCGAAUUCCAUGAGCAUCCUGUAGAUUGCAUUUGUGCAAAAUCGAAGGGAAAAAGCGUACAGAGCAGGCAUCACCUAGUUAAAGGCGCUGGAGAAGCUGUGGAGAACCAUUCUAUUGAUGGGGAACUUGACUGGAAGGAUUUGGACUACGGAGAGCAUACACCCUUGGGCAGGGGGGAUUCAUCGAAUGAAACCGAAUCAGACGAUGUCCGUAUUGGUGGAUCAGACAUUCCUGAAUUGGAGGAUAUGAUGUCAGACUAGACACAAAUAGAUAGUUCAUUAUAGUUUUUUCUUUUAUUUACAAAUGGUUUGGUGAUAAGUUAUUUUGAGGACAGAAGAUGCUACAUGGUUUAUUUUUCUCCUGUUUAUUCUUGGAGAUUGCAGACACAUAGAAACAAGUUUUUGCCAGCUCGACAAACAAGAAAGGCCUGGAAGAGCUAGAGCUUCCUACAGAAAAGACAGGUAAAUACAAAAUUCUUGAAGUAAGCCAAUGCUAUUCUUUGGCCCUCAAGUGCACUUGAUUCUUUGAAAAAUUUAAGUUUACCUCAUAAAAAUCUCAAUAUAUCUGUAUCAUCACAUCAUUUCAGUCUUGUCAUGCCUUUGACCCAAUUUGCAUUAAAUCAUCAGUAUUGAGUAUUCACACGCUCUUGUCUUGUGAAUGCAGGAAGCCUAUAGUUCGGUAUGAGGUAACAACUGUACAGUGUAUGAUGGACCCUGGGGAAAUGGUUUCUUUUUCAUAUAGCU